CACCACAUACCACCCAAGAUGUUAUUCACUGCUAACAAUUACCAUUAUCUGUCCCCACUUUGGGCUAAUCAGACAGAAUAUGUAAUGAUGAAGCCCGUUUCCUGCUGUCUUUGGGAGGUAACGGGUUAUUCUCUCCGCGGGGUUACACCUACUCCCAUUAGAGCUUCAGCACUUGACUAAUUCAGGUACUUAGCAUCCCCUAGACAGGGACGGUUUGAAAGCGGGCAGUGUUUGCAGCGGGGUGGACUGUUUAUAUAAACAGGGCACCUCUGUAAACGACACUAAUAUUUGGGCUUCGGCUGGAAUGGAGCGAGUAUCUGCUUGAGCCCGCGGGUUCCCGAGUAGGUUGGCGCAGUUAGUUGGUAGCUCGGGAAGAGUUUGUGGCAAAGGCGGCCGACCCUACAAUGGCCACAGCUGGCAGGAUCAAUUUUACGGUGAGGAGCAUUUUGGAUUUACCGGAGCAGGAUGCUAACAGCAGCGGCAAGCAGGACUCGGAUCGCCGUCCGUCGGGGAAGUACGCCAGCUCGCCGUACGGGGAAUGGAUCGAAAGCGACAGAAACCAUUAUCUGUCUUCCGAUGAGAGCGGUCCAGAAACGAGUUUACCCGAUUCCACCCAAAGAUCGCACCCUCCCCACGGCCCGGAAGCCGGGAAAAAGAAAAAGAGGCGAGUGCUCUUCUCCAAGGCGCAGACCCUGGAGCUGGAGAGGCGGUUCCGGCAGCAGAGGUACCUCUCAGCCCCGGAACGGGAGCAGUUGGCCCAUUUGCUCAGCCUGACCCCCACGCAAGUAAAGAUCUGGUUCCAGAACCACAGGUACAAAAUGAAAAGGGCUAAAGCGGAGGGGUCCUGCGGCACCGAACUCAGCCAGCCCCCUCUGCUCCGGAGAGUCGUGGUGCCAGUGCUGGUCAGGGAUGGCAAACCGUGCCAGACCUGUACCACCAGCCCGGGAGCGGCCGCGGCGCAGGACAAGUUGGUCUGCCACACACAAACUGCUUUCACAAUCCAAGGGUACCAAGCCUUCCAUCCCAGCUCCGCCGCUGCCCUGAGCCUCUGCCCUGCCUACCAGCGCUUAGCACACCCUGCAAUAGUCUCCUGGAACUGGUGAUGCUGCCUAACCUUCCUGAGCUGAACUGAGAACAAACAAACAAAUCAAGAAUCAAGCGAAUUCGUUGCCCCAAGCUCCUACAUCAAGAAUCUGGGAUGAAACUGCAGGUGGAUCCACAAGGGAGGCGAAUCCACAUCAGUGUAGACUGGUAUUCGGAACGCAACCUAGGGCUGUUUUGUUUUAUUCAAGCACUGCAUGGCUAGUCAGGGAUGUGUUUUGUUUUUCUUUGAGGGCAUCCGUUUUAGAGGAUGGGUGAGAAAACAAUUAUAUUUUUAAAUCCUAUGCGACUCCUGUUUCCAUUCGAAAGGCGAUUUGUAAAAUAAAUACAUACAAUAGUGGUUUGUACCUAAAAUAGAUUAUUCUUCCA
This is a messenger RNA of Gopherus flavomarginatus (Mexican gopher tortoise), 1470 nucleotides long. RefSeq names its product NK2 homeobox 8 (gene NKX2-8). Gene Ontology annotation, cellular component: nucleus. Gene Ontology annotation, biological process: regulation of transcription by RNA polymerase II; cell differentiation. The transcript has 2 exons. NCBI's taxonomy places the organism in Eukaryota, Metazoa, Chordata, Testudines, Testudinidae. Gene Ontology annotation, molecular function: RNA polymerase II cis-regulatory region sequence-specific DNA binding; DNA-binding transcription factor activity, RNA polymerase II-specific. The record is from RefSeq and is a predicted model, not a curated record. Bases 405 to 1103 code for a protein of 232 amino acids.